AUGGUGUGGAUUUCGACUGAUGUGAGUUUCGUUGGAAAAAAUAAGUCCGCAUUAGUCUAGAUCAUCCACAAAUUAUGUAAAUGACUUUUGGGUAAUGUAAAUUAAACAUCCAGUGAUUUUCGAACCAGGGUUUCUAUUCUACAGUACCUGGGUUGCUAAUCUACAGCACCACCCAAUCGGGAUUUUAUUAAAAAGGUAGAAAUAGUGCAAAUAGAAAAUGGUGAGCAUAAUUUCAGAUUUAAAGGGAAAAUUGAUGGGGGUUCAAAUAUAUUCAAGUUAUCUAUGUUUACUGUUGAUAAACUUUUUUGACGAAAAACGAUGGAAAUUUCAGUGGAAAAAAAAAUAUCACAUGAAAAUGAGUACUGCCAAAGUGUUUUUUUUUAAAUUCAAAAUUUCAGGAUGCCAACAUUGAAAUCGUCGUUGUCGGUGCUUUGUUGUUGCGCUAUUUGCAUGGUCAUUUCACCAAUGUAAGUCGCAUAUUUUCAGAACUUUUGUCUUAAAAUUAAAAAUCAAUCAUUUUUACAGAUCGAUGCUUUUAUUUCAAUUUUUAAACAACUUCUGCUUCAGAGUCUCGAAGGAAAGGAAUGGGAUAUAUUAGCUCCAAAAAUGGUGAGUUUUGAAGGAGACCACCCAUGAUGAAAAAAGAAAAUUUCGGAGAAAUUUGAUCCAGGAGACUCAAAACCUUUUUACAGGAGAAAGAGAAAGAUGCAUUUCUAUAA
This is a messenger RNA of Caenorhabditis angaria, 719 nucleotides long. NCBI's taxonomy places the organism in Eukaryota, Metazoa, Nematoda, Chromadorea, Rhabditida, Rhabditidae. The record is from the annotation of a GenBank genome assembly.